This is a messenger RNA of Arabidopsis thaliana (thale cress), 1805 nucleotides long. RefSeq names its product histone acetyltransferase subunit NuA4-domain protein. Gene Ontology annotation, cellular component: histone acetyltransferase complex; nucleus. Bases 331 to 720 code for a protein of 129 amino acids. Lineage: Eukaryota; Viridiplantae; Streptophyta; Magnoliopsida; Brassicales; Brassicaceae. The record is from RefSeq and is marked reviewed. The transcript is spliced from 4 exons.
AUGCAAUGCCAACUCUUUGGCUGAUUCUUUCUUUAGCAAAGCAGGUAGCCACAUUUGGCCGUAGACUAUUUGGUCAAUUUGCUAGUUGAGUUAAUAAAAUCUCUGACCCAUAAAAAAAAGUUAUAAAAAGAAAAGAGAACCGGACCAUUUUUAUUUUUGUUGACAUCAAACCGGACCAUUGGUGAAAACCCCCAAAUCGAAUUCCAGAAUCAUCGUCUCCAUCGUAAUCGACUCAAAUCAGGCAACGGUUACCUCCGCGUCGAAUUUCAGCGACCACCCAUUUCUGGGAAGGGAAAAAGCUGCGCAAUUUGUGGAUUUCUUUCUCAGAAAAUGUCGUUAGGGCAAAAGAGUUCGACGGAUCCUGGUGCGAUGCUCACUUCUCUUCUGAACAAGCGAGAGAAGCUUCGCCAAGAGUUACGAAGCAUCGAGAAACAGGUUUAUGAAUUGGAGACAAGCUAUCUUCAAGAAUCGAGUCAUAUUGGAAAUGCUUUGAAAGGCUUUGAAGGGUUUUUGUCUUCCUCCAAGAGUACUGCUAGUGCUAAAAGGUCAAGGAAGUUUCAGCCUGAAGACAGAGUCUUCUCAUUGUCCUCAGUUACAUCACCAGCUGUAUGUUUUAGACAAUUUUUAUCACCUUCUUUCAUAUGCAAAGACGUUUUUUGUUUUGUUGUGUUGGUUUGCAAUAGAAUCAACUGCCGAAAGAACAUAUGGUUCCCUUUCUAGUAGGUAGUUUGGUUUGAGAAUCAGUGUCUUUAGAUAUGGUUGAAUACUACAUGGCAAAUAUCUCUAACAGAUUCAAACAAGUGUGAAAGCUGAAUCUAUGAUUGUGAAAGAGCUAGAGUUCUGUGACUAUAUGUCUUGUCUUGUGACUGUCGUUUGUUAGUUUAUUACUCGGCCUUCUUUAGAAAAAAGGUUUGAGAAUAUAGUUUCUUUAGAUAUGGUUGAUUACUACAUGGCUAAUAUCUCUAGCAGCUUCAAACUUAAGUGAAAGCUGAAUCUAUGAUGUCAAAUAGCUAGAGACUGGAGUUCUUUGAAAUGCCUGUGUCUUUUCUUGUGACUGUCAUUUGUUAGUUUAUUACUCUGCCUUCAUUAGAGAGAAAGGUUUUUAGACUGGUAUGUUGAUCUUCCCUGAAAUGUAUUCAGGCUGAAGAACUUGGUGUUGGAAGAGAAGGUAAGCCCUGCAGCAAACAACUACACUGAAUUCACUUUUGCAAAUCUUGGAUCAGUUUUUACACACUUUAUCUCUGUAUGAUAUAGAUGGACGAGCUGAAUUAGGGCCAGGGCGAUCCAAGGGUGGUUUGUCGACACAGUUAGUUUCCCGACCUAGCUUACUUUACCUCGGGAAAGCCGAAGAAAGGGAGAGGACAAUCAAUAAUAGCAAGAGAGGCAAAGAGAAGCAGACCAUCUACAGAACCAGAUUAUGAAGAUGAAGAUGAUCCUGAUAUGAAUAUGUAUGGCCAUGGUUCACUCAUCUAAGGCAUUUUCUGUUUUGGUGCCAGAAACAGUAAGAAAACAAAUAAUUUUGUAACCUUUUUUGUGCAUCCUAGAACAAAACUGAAUCUAUCUAAGUAAUCUAGGAAUUAAUCUGCCAGCUUUAUAUCAUCCAUUAUUAUGAAGUUGCAGUGAGGCUUUUAUCAAAUAUCUUAAGCUAUGUCUAGAAAAAGUGAAAAACUAUAUGAUCAUAUGAGUUUAUAGUACCUUUUUAAUUACAUGAUGUGAGAGUGGAAUUAGUUGGCAUGUAUCAUCAUGAUUCAUUAUUUGUGAUGGAAGCUUAAAUUAGAAUUUGUUCUUCUGGGUCCAACUUAGUC